UCAUAGGUGCGGAUGCAAAGAUGGCGGAGGAGGAGAGUCAGUUGGAAGAAUUUGAGCAAAUAGACUUUUUAAGAGAUCGACAUGUUCGGUUCUUCCAGAGAACACUUCAAGUGCUUCCAGAGAGAUACGCCUCACUGGAAACUACCAGGUUAACAAUCAUAUUUUUUGCCCUCUCUGGUCUGGAUGUGCUGGAUGCCCUUGAUGUGAUUGAUAGGAACAUGAUGAUUGAAUGGAUCUACUCACUACAGGUGCUGCCAACAGAGGACCAAUCUAACCUAAGUCGUUGUGGUUUUCGAGGCUCAUCGCAUAUUGGAAUUCCUUACAGCACAAAGGGUCCAGGUGUUCUCCAUCCAUACGACAGUGGUCAUGUGGCCAUGACCUACACAGGCCUGUGCUCGCUGCUCAUACUGGGAGACGACCUCAGCCGAGUUAACAAACGGGCCUGUCUGGCUGGUCUCAGAGCACUGCAGCUGGAGGAUGGCAGUUUCUAUGCAGUGCCAGAAGGAAGUGAAAAUGACAUUCGCUUUAUUUACUGUGCUGCCAGUAUCUGUUACAUGCUGGACGACUGGUCAGGCAUGGACAUCCAGAAGGCCAUCGAGUACAUCAGGGGAAGUUUGUCAUACGACAAUGGGUUUGGUCAGGGAGCUGGGAGAGAGUCACAUGGUGGAUGGACUUAUUGUGCAAUAGCCUCUCUGUGUUUAAUGGGUCGGCUGGAUGAGGCACUGAGUCAGAGGGAGCUGGACAGGAUACGGCGCUGGUGUAUCAUGAGGCAGCAGAACGGCUUCCACGGGCGCCCAAACAAGCCUGUAGACACAUGCUACUCCUUCUGGGUGGGAGCUACACUAGAGCUGUUAGACGUGUUCCAGUUUACAAACUUCGACAAGAAUAGAAGCUUCAUCCUGUCCACGCAGGAUCGGUUGGUGGGCGGAUUUGCCAAAUGGCCCGACAGCCAUCCAGACCCUCUCCAUGCCUACUUAGGACUGUGUGGUCUGUCUCUGAUCGGGGAGCCCAACCUGAGGAAGGUCCAUCCAGCUCUUAACAUCACCCAGAGAGCCUUUCAGCACCUACAGCAGCUGCAGCAGACAUGGAGGGACAGCACGGGCAGCUGCAGCAGACAGCACUGACAGCAGGAUGAGCCACACGUCUGCCUCUGAACAGGUUCAGUCAGGAACAUCGAAAAAGGCAACUGGACUUUAAACUUGGUCUUGAAUAUGUUUGGCCUCUCAUACGAGAGGCCUUCCUAUUUCAGGAUUCAUGAUGGUUUUUUAAGACUCUGGUUACACAGUAUUAACGUUGUGGAGCUCAUUUAGCGUUCACUUUCAACCAUAUACACACACACCACACUCUGCUGCCUUUUUAUUUGUAACAUUAGUAAAUAACGUGUCGUUUGUGGGAAUAAUAGUAAGUGCCACAAAGUCAAAUUUAAGUCACUUAACUUCCAGAUGCCUUAAAUUUGCCAAAUCUUUAGAUUAUGAUGUUUGUCUGCUGCUUACCCUCAGCAUCAUUGUCAGCAAUAGAAUCUGUUGUAAAAAAAUUCUGUCUAGGAUUAGUACGAAUGACGCAUGGUCACGAGAAACGUCCUUUAAGUUUACAUAUUUGUAAAUCUGAUCAGGGCUUACACAAAUCUAAAUUACCCAGAGUAACUUCAGACAGUUCUCAUUUAAUGUGAAUCAUAGAGCUAGGUUUUUUUUAUGAAUAAUGUUCCUAUAUUCUAUGACAAAUGGAUCAGAUAGAUUUUCAUUUUUGUGCAUCUAAUAUGAGCCCAGUGGUCAUUUUGGUGAGAAUCUGAUGAAAAAACUUUAUUCUUUACUUCAGAUUAACACUCGGACAAAAAAAAAAAUUAGGUUUAACAUCAAAGUCCUCCAGGUUGUUUCUUUGUCUCUGUCUUGUUUCUUUUCUGCCCUUCUUACGUCUCCAUCCUGAUAUGGCUCUUGAACUUCUUGAAAGCCCUGAGCUCUUUGCUCCCGAAGGUGAUGCCAGCCUGCAGGUUUUUACUCUCCUGUGCGUCCUUAGGUUUCACCACUGCAGGAUUUGCUCAUUGAUCAAGAGAGAUUUGAACUGACAAUACACCUGCUACAAAAGCCAACAAUCACCCCUGGAGUCACAUCUAUGAUGGCUGGGGGAAUACAAAUUCAAAAAACAAAAAAAUAAACACAUUUAGCUUCAGGUCAUCUCAUGCCAGAUCACAAAAAACACAGAUAACGCUUCGAAAUUGUUCUAAAUAUAACACAAAAAUGGAUUGGGCCUAAGGGGAAUACGCUAAGGGGGGGUAUUUUAUUCCCUAGAGGUUGUAGCUGUCGGUUUUUGCAGCAGAUGCCGUUCCAACAUCCCCUGACUCCUGCUCUGCGCAAUCCUCCUUCACCAUCCUCCCUUCAAGGCUCCCUCUGUCCUGAAAUCAAUCGUAGAAAAGAUCAAUCAGACAUUGGCAUUGUAACUUUGGGAAAUGUCUGUUAUUCUCAGAACAAUAAAGGUGCAAAGAAUACAAAAACAAAAGAAUAAUGUAUAUACUGUAAGUGAAGUCUGGUCCUGAGGUGUUCACCUCCAAUGAGACUUGGGCACAGUGCUCUCAAGUGCUACCCCAUUGUCUGCGGAGAUGCUCAUUUGCAGCUCAAACGUAAUCAUGAGCUGAGCAACAUUUUAAACGGUAAUGAGCCAUCCAAACAUGAUCCUCCUUUUAUAAAGCUUUUAGUGUAAUCAUGGUGUCCAGUCUGAGUUUGUCUGGUCUUUGUUUCGAUUAGUCGGGGCUUGUUUAUGUCGAAGCAUGUGUGAUGCCUCCAUUCCCAAUUAGCAGUGACGUAAUUGCGACAGCUGUGUGAAAACGCUGUACCACCUUUCUGCGAUUAAAAAAACCUCCUGCUCUUCACUAGCUGAUAAAAUGGACAUACAGAGGCUACAAUGUUUAGUCCAGUCUACCCACAGUAUGGCUGUGCUAUUCAAUUGUACUGUUUUUUUGUCCAGCGGCUGCUUUCACUAAGUAAAACCUGUAAGCUAUAGGUAUCGCCUCAUUGAGGAGAGAAAAAAAGAAAGUUGUGGCCACAGAAGCAUUCAUUUUGGCCCAAGCUGCUGCUGAUACUACUGACACUUGGCAGUGAAUAUCCUAAAUAAAGUUAAGCUCUACAAGCUCUCCUCUUGCCUUUAUACAUUGGUGCUCUACUGCACCCUGCCAGGUAAAGCGGGGUGCAGGUGUUAUCACAGCAUUUUUAAAAAUACUAUGUCUGCAAUAUUGUACCCUGUGGGAGUUUGCUGUGUUUAGCCCAAUAUCUGACUUGAUAUUAAGAGUGUAACACCUUCAUGUUCUCCAGCUCCCGCCUGACCUGGUCUAUUUUCCCACUAAGUUGCCCUCCUUUUCAGACUUGAAACCAGACCAGGAGGUCAGAGGAAAGCAGAGAAGAAGAAAAGAAACAGAGGGAGGCACAGGGAAUAAAUAAAUGAUUUGGCCCAUCUAUUAUUAAGAGUAAACUGUCGGAGGCUAGAGUCUCCUCUCUGAUCCCUAACCAGACCUCCGAUGAUCCACAGCCUUUGUUUUGUUUAUCGUUUUAUUUAAAGCCACUGUUUUGCUUGAGAUAAUGGGUUUUCUCUCCAGUGACUCUCACUGAACACAAUAUUUUAUUUAAACAAACAUUUUGUUUGUUAUAUAUCACAAAAUCACCAUCCUUCCCCUCAGAAAGAUAAAGCCAAGACAUUCAUUGCUGCUGCUAAACUCAGAGUUAUUUAUCAUAGGAUAGUCUGGUGAUAGUGGAAAUUGAAUGGAUUUGAGAGACACAAUGACUUGAACAAUGCAGGCUAAAUCAUAUGCCAGGACCACUCACUCAGACUUGACUCGUGUGCCUCGUGUAGUAGCGUUGUUUGGGGUCAUUGCUCCCGAGAUGAACUCAAACCUCUACAUAUACGGCUUGCUUCAUUUGAGUGUAGCGGUGGCUAUGAUGAGUAGUCUGAAUAUUAUUGUUCCUCAGAGAGGAAAGUGAGGAAAGAUACAUUUAUUAAGGAAGUGGAAACAUCUACUUUUAAAGUCCCAACUUCACUCGGGCACUAAGAGCUGACUGGUAGAAGUAAUUUUUACCAGAAUCUCACUCUACCACUUCCACGUCUGGUCGAUAAUGUAAUUCCGGAAGGAGACAAAAAUAAUGAAUUGUGGCAGAACUCAUAAAUGCAUACUCGUCUUUAAAGGGAUGAAACACUGGACGGAUGGAUCUGAAACUUGCCGCAGACCAAAGGCUGCGUCUCAGCACUUGUUCUGUUAUGUCUUCUUUUUGGCUGCGUCUCACUGCAGUCCGUGCUCACGUGCCCCGCAGCAUGAAAACAGGGGACGGAGGCUUAAAGCCUCAGUGAAGGCUGCAGUGCAGCUGUUUGGAGGGGAUCAGCGAUGUGAAAGGAUUGUUAACUCAAAAAAUGUCACAUGUGGCCCAUCGCUUCAUCGCCACCCAAUACACCCACUGCAAGAAUAAAUAAUGUAACAAAAGAAAAAAAAAAUGUAAUAUGUAAUUGAAUUUAUUUUUUCUAUGCUGUGUAGAAACAUUGAGUGUAGAUACGUGUGUCUAUGAAUGUGUCUCCUCUGUUGUGCAAGUGCUCAAGGUGAUAAAAAAAAAAAUGUUUACAACUAAAUCUUUUUGGAAUUGGAUAUGCAAAUAUUUGUACAGUAUGUGAUGUAUUAUAGUAUUCCAGGGCCGUAACAUCUCCAGCUUUGCAGUGUAUUUAUGUUGAAUAAAACACAUACUAACGUUUACAGUA
Molecule: messenger RNA, 4728 nt
Organism: Solea senegalensis (Senegalese sole)
Lineage: Eukaryota; Metazoa; Chordata; Actinopteri; Pleuronectiformes; Soleidae
Gene: pggt1b
Product: protein geranylgeranyltransferase type I, beta subunit
Exons: 9
Coding region: 21-1124 (367 amino acids)
Biological process (GO): protein geranylgeranylation
Cellular component (GO): CAAX-protein geranylgeranyltransferase complex
Molecular function (GO): CAAX-protein geranylgeranyltransferase activity
Source: RefSeq, a predicted model, not a curated record